AUGCACUCCUUCGCCGGCAUGUGGCACGGCGGGGCGCCGACGCUGCACGGUCAGGAGGCCUCCCGGGGGCGUACCCUGGAGUGCGCGUUCCUGUCGAGCGUGGCGAUCGGGGGCCUGCUGUCGGGCCAGCCCCCCGAGGUGAUGGCGAGCCACGUCGAGAGCGCGCAGGCUUCCGCGGCGAGCUGCCGUGGCCUUUCCGACAAGCACUCGUCGUCGGCGCUGGUCCUGAGCGGCAUGAUGAACUUGCUGCUCCCGGGGGAGCGGUCGAGCGCCGCCGGACGGAGGUGCCUGGACGAGGCGGAGGCGAUCUUCGAGGCCCUGCCCGAGAGGGAACCGCUCGUGGCGGCCAUCCUGACGUUCCGGAGGCAGGUGGAGAGCCUCGCCCUGAUCGACGCGGCGACGCUCUGCCCUCCCCCCCGCUCCCCUCCUACUUCUUCGUCCGAUGGUAGCGCACCAGCUACCACUGCUGCUGGUGGUGGUUCUUCCAGGAAGCCUCCCAGAAAGGUGGUGGCGCCUCCUAGAGCUUCUUCCUCGUCUCCCGAGGCUGGCGGUGCCGGUGCUAGCGGCGGCGAUGUGUCUUCCUCUGGGGGGGAGAAGGGCUCGGCUGUCGCUGCUGCUUCGGCUUCGGCUGCGGCUGCGGGUGACGGCGAGGCCCACACGGACGAAGGAAGGUCGAUCCUGGCGGGCGUGGACGUGGUCCGGCGGGACAGCAAGUGCGCGCCCCUGACGGCCCAGCCCGCUCACCCGUCCUUCGUCGUCGCUGACGCCCUGCUCCUCACCGUGCGGUUCAUGCGCGGGGGGGGCACCGGCGGCAUCUCGCAGCUGCGGCACGUGCACGACUUCGUGGCCUCCGAGCUAAACCGGCUCGUUCCGGCCAGGGCAGGCGCCCUCGUGCUCAUCUCCCUGGCGGGGACGCUGCUCGCCAUUAAGACGCGCCUCCAGCUAACGGACGGCAUGCUGCCCAUGGCCGAGCUCACCACCGCAAUGCUCACCAAGUGCCCUGGCUGGGGAAGGUCGUACGGGCGACACGCGGCCCACCUGGCCCUCGCCGUCUUCCGGCUCCACGGGCACAGGCACUCGUACGACACCCUCAGCGACCUCGUCCGAAAGACGUCCGACGACCCGAUCCCGUCUUUCGACGACAGCGGCGGUGGCUACGGCGGGCACGCGUGCGGGCUCGGCGCGUGCAGGGUGCUGUCAGAGUCGCUGUCGGCGCUAUCGCUGCCCGGCACCGGAGACGACGCCGCCCGCGGCGGCACCGGCGGGGGGACUGUCAGCAGCAGCGGCAGCCGCAAGAGCAGCCGCAAGAGGCCGGGAGAGCCGCGCCCGCCGUCCUCCCCCGGCGGCGGCGGCGGCAGCGGCGGCGGCAACGCCGACGCUAAGCGGCAGAAGUGGACGUCGUCGUCGUCGAAGUCGGUGUCUGCGUCGGCGCGCAAGCGGCCGGCAGAAGUGUCGGCUUCGAAGCCCGCGAGCUCGACCAAGCGCGACGCUGCCGUGACGCCAAGGGAGGGGCGACGAUGUGGACGACCCAUGGCUGGAGGGAAGGCGAGCCGGCCUGGUUCGGCGGUGGCAGCGGCGCCGGCCCUAUCACUCUUCCGUCACCCUACGGCUGUAGCUCUCAGACCGACCCAGGGGACGGCGGCGGGGGGGGGCAUCGCAGGACUUCUUUGCCGCCGCCGCCGCCGCCGGGGGGCCAGUGGCCGCGAGGCCCAGGUGACAGCAGCAGCAGCAGAAGCAGGCAGCGGCAUCGACGGCGGCAGCGGCGGCGGCCUCGUGUGUGGCGCUUCGAACGGAGGCGGCGGAGGAGGGGGUGGAGGAGCCAAGGUGGCGAGCGUGGCUCACACUAGCGGCGCCCUAUCUAUUCGAGCGGGAGGGAGCGAGGGGUCGGUCGGGGGUGGUGGUGGUGGUGGUGCGCAACCCCGGCGCCCAACGGGUCGGCGCGGCAACGAGCUCGACUUCGUCUGGGAGCUCGGCAUGUUGCUCGACGAAGAUGAUGCUCCCGGCGACGUCGGCAGGGCGUAGUUGCGGGCCAGCUCGAUGGGGAGUUUUGGCAGAAACAAAGUUUUUUUUUUUUGUCGGAGACUGCUCGCCAAGAAUGAUUGGAGAGAGAGGGGGGGGGGGGGGGGGUGAGAGAGACGUUGUGAAGUGUCUUCGGCACAUGCGUGCUUGCCAGAGAUGUUGUUGUGAUCGGUCUUUAAAUGUGCUUCUUUUUUACUUUUACUUUUAGCAAUUCUGCUUUGUAACGUGGCGUGCUGAUUUUUACCAGCAUCGUGCACGGAUGUUGAUAACAGCAAUGCGAGUUGGUCUCGUUUACGUGCAUGUUCUAGGUCGAACGCCAACUUUGAUUUUUCAGUCAGCAAGGGUUUCAAAAGGUGUUUAAUUGCUACAAGGCCAAGCCGAGGGAGGGAACGGGCACUCGUGGGCGUUUCUAAUUGGGGUGUAUGCUGGCGUGCUUUGCGUUACAACGCGGGUUGCGUCGGUGUGAUGUGGAUGCAGAUACAACUUCUUGGACGGGGGGGGGUAGGUCCAGUAGAUAAAGUGACGGGGGUGGGGUGGGGGGAUGUUAUAUUAGUAAUGUUCUUGUACCAAUUGAUGAAAAAAAAACCUUUUUUGUUUAGUUUACCAGGGUCUCGUGUUCCGGUGUGUGCACGGCAGAUGUGCAUGUGUGUCGUGUGUAUGUGUUUACCCAUACGCGUGUUUGUGCGCUGGCCACCACGAGUUUCGAGGGUAGUUAUAAUCUCUUGGGAGAGACGGCGGAAGGGGGGCGGUGUGCGAAAGUUUUGCGAAAGUUUUGCCCGUCGUUUGCUCUUGUCUGUGGAGGCUCUUUUGUUAUGUAAACGUGCGGUACUGUACCGCAGAGGUUGAGGGCUGCAGUGACACGCAUCGGGCUGAUCGUGUGUGUGUGUCUCUCGCCUUCUAGUACGAGAGUAGUGAAGCAGGGUGAGGGUGCGGGCGAAUGUAUGCCGUGGGGUGUAUGUUGCUGACGAUCGAACGGCAUGAAGGAAGAGCAGAACUUGCGCGCGCGAUGGUUUGUUGGACGCACGCGCCAUUUUCUGGCGCGCGCGCGCGCGGAGUUCCUGUGUAGUGCAUCCGUU
Molecule: messenger RNA, 3095 nt
Organism: Ectocarpus siliculosus
Lineage: Eukaryota; Phaeophyceae; Ectocarpales; Ectocarpaceae
Source: the annotation of a GenBank genome assembly